Messenger RNA from Fusarium vanettenii 77-13-4, 2055 nucleotides. RefSeq lists its product as uncharacterized. The record is from RefSeq and is a predicted model, not a curated record. The transcript is spliced from 4 exons. NCBI's taxonomy places the organism in Eukaryota, Fungi, Ascomycota, Sordariomycetes, Hypocreales, Nectriaceae. The coding region runs from base 1 to 2055 and encodes 684 amino acids.
AUGGACCAGUGUCAAACAGCUGAUGAGCACCGGCUUACAAGGCCAACAGGGGGCGAAUCACACACGGUACCAGAUCACAGCGGGCUGGUGCAAGAGAGCUGUGCCAGUAGUGGGGAAACACUCCCCGGAGCACCGUCCCAACAAUCCGCCGAACUCGAGUCAUUCAUCUUGCCGCCCAAGUCAACAGCUAAUCUGUCGUCCAUGACUUGUGUCUCUCCAAGCCCUCCGCAGGCUCUCAUACCAGGAACACCCAGGUUUCUCUUCAGAGUUUGGGCGCUGGAAGCGGCAUCUCUAUUGCUGAGCUUCUCAUGCUUUAUUGGCAAGUUCAAAGCCACAGCAUCCUUGGCCCUGUCGCUAACUCGUUUGAAAGGCUUGCCCGACUGGCCCCUCAGCAUUACUCUGAACUCGUUCCUCGCCUUCUUCACGACUCUGAUCAAGGCAGCCUUCAUGCUUCCCGUUUCUACCGCUAUCAGCCAGAUGAAAUGGAGUUGGUUCCUUCAAGACCGACCGAUAUAUGACUUCCAUAUCCUCGACCAGGCCAGCAGAGGGUUACACGGUUCUCUCAUGUUGUUGUGGCGGGCUCGCUUCAAAAGCUUCAUCUCGCUUGGGGCCGUUAUCAUCAUUACGAGUACAUUGACGUCUCCAAUCACGCAGCUGGCCAUCAAUUACCCCAUGAGAGAUCGAGAAGUUCCCAGGGGUGCCUAUACCAGGGCCAUCCGGAAGAUUGAGACACCGUCUGAUUUUUUGCAUUCCGCGACGAGUAAGGCCAUUCAUUUGGCAACAGUCUUGGACAAUUCCUUACUCAACAACCCAAUGCCCCCCCUCAAAGCCUUCUGUUCGACUGGUAAUUGUACAUUCGACAAGUAUCACACACUGGGCGUCUGUGUAAAGCUGGCCAAUAUAUCCUCGCAUUUGAAGAUCGAGAGCUUCAAGGGUCUAGAAUCACAGGAUCUACUUCCACUAGACCGCGAGUUUCUGACGGAAAUGAUGCUACCUCGUGGGAUCAGGGUAUGGAAGGCAUCCCUUUCCGAGCAAUUGUACCUCCUGCACUGGGACCCAUUCCCCUUCAUUACCGACAUAUUGAACGGAAUCUCAACGGUGGCCGAUAUUCAAUUGGCUAACGGAUCCGUGAAAGUGAGUGACACAUUCUGGCACGAGGCUUGGGAGGUCCUGUUCUAUCUUUGCGUCCAGUCCUAUCGUACCAAAGUCCAGAUGGGUGUGGACGAGACUCGCAUGGUAAGCUCGAUAGCCAUGCCAAUGGAGCCAAAAGACAACGCCUUUUUGGAUACCAAGUGUCCACCGAUAUUGUAUGCCCCACAAGAUGUACGCGAGAAAAACUCAGAGCGACGGAACGAGACAUUAUUCCUACGUGGCCCAGCGGAGAACUCGUCGCGUCCGGGCUCACACCCGGAAGCCUUUAGUGCGAAUUAUUUAUCCCUGGAACGAACGGCAGAGGCACUAAGAGACGGCCUCACGAGUCGGGCGAUGGGCAGGUACUACGGUUUGGGCUUUGCUAGUCCCUCCAUCAGGGCCUCGAAGCCGACAGAGUUUCUUCGAAGUCUCUAUACUGCUGUACUCUUUCACCCACAAAAAUUACUCAACCAUACCGCUCGUUACAACAGUCUCGACAACCUUUACCUGAAUGUGGCGACUGCUUUAUCUUCAGUUAUACGACGAGCCGACCUCAAUUAUACAGAACACGGCUUCAACGUUACGGGAAAGGCCUGGACAUCGGAGGCAUACGUACAAAUCCAAUGGGGAUGGCUUUCAUUUCUCGCGUUUGAGCUUGUUCUUGCGGCUAGCCUCUUGGCCAUGACUAUCGCCACUCAGAAGGGCAACCAAAAAGCAGACCGAGAAAAUUACGACAUGGUUUGCGACCUGAAGGAUUCUUCCCUAGCGGCUUUGGUUGCACUUGACAGCGACUGUCGAAGCGUGAUGGGAGAUGGACUUGUUCCAGUAAAGGAGUUGGAAAAGACGGCAAAGGAGGUACACAUGAGGCUAAGUGGAAACAAACUCGUUACUGUGGCUGCUACCGAUGACAUUCAGGGAAAUUGA